Molecule: messenger RNA, 657 nt
Organism: Punctularia strigosozonata HHB-11173 SS5
Lineage: Eukaryota; Fungi; Basidiomycota; Agaricomycetes; Corticiales; Punctulariaceae
Exons: 6
Coding region: 1-657 (218 amino acids)
Source: RefSeq, a predicted model, not a curated record
AUGAGUGUCUCAAGAAACGACCUCAAAACUAUGUGGAGGUCCCACAGCUCCCUGCGGAUACGUAAGUUCCACUUCUACAAUUCACGAACUUUGGUGAUCAAUGAUAACCACGGUGUGAAGUGCGCUGUCCUCCUCGGCCAUGCUCGUCAAGAUCCAUCACUGGCUGGGAGGGUGGGGACCCUUAUGGGAGCGACAUACCCAGAAUCCAUUCAUGGCGACUCUACCGUUCCUGGAUUCAGGUACCUGCAGUCGGGUGUCGGUGCCCCUACGGGUGUUCAUCCCUUUAAGCUACAAACCAAAACAUGCCGCCGUUACGCUCAGCGUUUCCCUUCGAUGUCACAGGAGGGCAAGGCAGAUGGUAGUGAACGUGAGCAGAUCCUGAAUGAUCUUAAACCACUCAUCUUGGAGGUAAUACGUGCAUUGCGUCAUCAUCUUCCGGCGGAGUGCGAUAUUCAGGCCAAGUUUGCACAGAGACUUCCCUUACAUGGUGUGGCUCCUGGUGGCAUCUUCUCUGGUGUUGUCAUCAACAUCUCUGUUGCGACUGGUGGCCACAGAGACAAGAAAGACUUUGACAUAUGUGUCGUAGUCGCACUGGGCAACUGGAAGGGAGGUCAUAUCGUCUUGCAUGAGCUGGGCCUGGCUGGGACUCAAACCUAA